AUGGUGGCGGAAAGGCGCAAAAGGUCAAAGGCCACCAAAGCGGUGGCGUCGACAGAGGCUGCCGUCCCGGUUGAAGAUGACGCGAUGCCCCCGCUGCAGCAGCAACUGACCGCUGCAAACAGCACGGAACCUGUCCUUGUACAGGAGGACGGAAGUUCGCUCGGGGAAUCGCUCUUCCAUGCUCUCACAGAGGGCGCUUCGGCGGAGCAAGUGGUGGUGGAUCUUCUUCGCAUUUACGGUGAUGGCAGCACUGACACGGUAUGCUGCGCCGUGCUGAACCUCGUUGGGAAGGUGUCGGGCGUCGCACAAGCGGAGUUGGACGCGAGCGCUCUGAAGGAUGAUGUGGAUGUGACAACCCUUCUGGAGGAGAUGUACGCCAGGGUGCCGGAGGACGCCGCGGUAUAUCCACUGGUGAGGAAGGACCCCAAGUUCCGCAGCUUUUUCACUGCGUACCGCCGCUUCUUUGGGCGCUUGGUGGGGCUGAGUUACACCGCUAAUGUGCUGCUAGACGGCGUGCUGCUGCCAACGCUCCUGCGUUGGCUCAUCGCGAUGAGUGAGAGCAAAGCACGGUGCUUUCGCCACACGUCCACUGUCGCUCUGCUCUCCAUUGUGGGUGCCCUUAAUGGGUUGAUUCAUGACCUCAACCACCGCCUGCCACCGAAGGGGCGUGGGAGGAAACAGCAGGUCGGUGCGCUCCAGGAGAGCAUCCACGCCAUUGCGGAGAUGCGCAACCACGUCAUUUCGCAGGCCAUCCACCAGCGACCGCGCGAUGUUGCGCCAGAAAUUCGGCUUCUUGUUUUUGAACAUCUGGAAGAUUGGAUCCUAAAGUACGAUGAUGAGUUUGCAGAGAACAAGUACUUCCGGUACUUUGGCAUGGCGCUCUAUGACAAGCGACCCGAAAUACGUGCAGAGGCCCUCACGAUGAUUCGCAAAGCCCUUGCUGCAACGCCAGAAAGUGGAAACCGCAUGUUCCUCUUCCUCCAGUAUUUCAGCAACCGUUUGGUGGAAAUGUGCAGCGAUGUCAGCAUGCGUUGUGCUGAGCUGGCAAUUGGUGUUAUUGUCCUCAUUCUUCGCGUAUAUGGUGAAGAGGCGGAGGGGAAGGAGCUUCUUGAUAAUGAAAAGAUUGACCGAGUGCUGCUGACACUCUUUGAUGAGCGUCCCACCAUACGCCGUGAGGCUGGCAUCCUACUUCGCGUCUUUAUAGACUCUCGCGUCUCCGUGGAUGCGAGUAGCGGUGAGGCUGCGUACCAAAAGGCCGCGACGGAACUGCUUUGCGCCUUCGCCGGGACGUUGCGUUCGCAGUACGAGGAGACGAUGCCGGAGCGGUACCUUAUCGAUGCCCUCUACACGCCGUCUGAGGACGUACCGCACCUGCUGCAGGUCCACACGCCGCUGCUGGAACUCGCCGCCGAUGACGAUGCAGCUGAGGCGGUGGUGGGUCUCUCCCUUGUCGCCGCGCUACUCGAGAAGGCACGCGGGCGGCUUGACCUGGGCCCUGUUCCGCGUGAAGACCGCCGGCAUGUGGUCACCAAAAAGCUUGCGGUUGGCAAACAAGAAGCGGUGGACGCUUUCGUGGCUAAUUUAAGUCGCGACGCAGGUGUGUUGUUGGCGGAAGUGCUUGAGAAACAUCGCGGGGAUGUAGGUGUCCUCUGUAGCAUCGCUUCUGUAGUUGCGGCGAUGGAUCUUAAGGUGUUCACCUCACUUGAGCAGGUGUCACGGAUCAAUGCGCUCAUGGUGCUACUGCGGAAGGCCACUGCGGCCUUGCCUCGGUGCGAAGAGUUACAACUUGUCCAAAUUACCUCCGCCUGGACUGCGCUUGCCUUUGAGGAUCACCCUUUUAAGAGUGAGGCCAAUGGUCAUCUUCAGGAGUUGAAGAGGCAAGUUUUUAAGCAGCUAGCCGCCAUACAGAAGGGAGGCAUUAACUCAAGAAGCCAAGUGGAUGAGAAUGAGCUUCUGCAUGUGUGUGCGCGUCUGAGCAUUGUUUCCUCCCUUGUGUCGCUGGUGGACCAUUGGGGGACUCUUAAGACGGCGAUUGUGCAGCACACUGUUCCAACCUUUUCUCCAGAGAUCCUGCGGCUCACACUAGCGAGUGCCGUUCGGUGUGUAUUGUGGCAGAUCGGUGCGGAGCAGCAACUUCUACAACAGCAGCAGCAGCAGCAGCAGCUGGUAGGUACGCCAGCAGCCGCAGAUACCAUAAGUCAGAUGAUUGGGGAGCUGCUGACGUGCAUCUUCCAGGCCUGGGCCUUAGAUUCACAGCGACGCGAAGAGGGCUUCACUACACUUCUAGUUGACAGCAUGAUCCACCUAUGUGAUCUCUGUGCGCUGAAGUAUUACACAAUGUCGCAGGUAGAACAGGAUGCACUGGUUACAAAGUUUGGUGAGCUCACGGAGAUGCUAAGCUCUGAGAUAAGUGACGCUAAAGCCAAACUCAAGGAUGCCCAAGUUCAUUUUCAGAAAGGUGGAGCUCUCAGCGUGGUUACAAAGACCCGCCGAGAGUUAUCACGCCUCGAGGCAUCACAACUGCGCAUGACGGUGGGUAUCGUGCGCCUGCUGCUUCUUAAUCGUCUUGCAGGUGACGUGGCACCCCGUGUGCUGCUUCAAUGGACGCAUGCACCUACAAAAGCAAUUGCUGAUGUGUUUCGCUGUCUAUUCCGCACAUUGCGUGACCGCGAUAAUGACAGCUUCACCCUCGAGAAGUCUAUCCUCGUGGCGGCAUACAGCCAAUCUUCUGAGGCGCUCUACCAGAUGGGGCUUAAGCUAUCUUCGAUGCAUUGGCCUUUGCCUGACAAGUACUAUACUGCAGUCGUCAGUCUUGUACGCUUUGGCAUUGACUUUGCCAUCACAACAGACCCUGUUAUGCUUCAAGCCGUUGUCGCGUACUGCCCCAAACUCUUGAGGAGUGAUGCCUUGGGAUUGGCACAUUCGUUGGCUGCCAACCCAACACUCGCAGAGAGCGAGGACCCUAACGCCCGUCUUUUCGUGGCAGCCAUCCGCAGGGCAGCAAAACUGGAGGAGACGGUGGGGGCCACGCCCAUCCGCAGCGUAAAGCGGCCGCGUGAUGCGUCGCACGGCGUUGACACGAUUGAGAGACACAUUCUGCAGCAACAGCAGCAGGAGGGAGGCGCUUUGGUGGCAUCCCCGACGAGAAAUGCGUCACGGAUGCGGUCCCAACGCCUUACAACACCCAAAGCACCACUCCCGCCCAACCGUGUUGUCACGGCGGAAGGUUGGCAUGUGCGCCCAGAUGAGAUUGACAACGAGGCGGAAGUGGCGCGGAGUGUGACGUCUUCCACCUCGGAAACCGUGGAGGCGACACGUGGGCGGCAACUAAGGAACAUAAAGCUGUCACCUGGUGCUGUGGCUGGAUUGGCAUCAGCAACGGUGACAGCAACACAGGAGACCCUCCUCUCGUCCAUGGCAGGGGAGUUGGAUCGUGACGAAGUGUUUAUUGCAACACAGGAGUACGAUUGA
Molecule: messenger RNA, 3471 nt
Organism: Trypanosoma grayi
Lineage: Eukaryota; Euglenozoa; Kinetoplastea; Trypanosomatida; Trypanosomatidae
Product: cohesin complex subunit SA-1/2
Exons: 1
Coding region: 1-3471 (1156 amino acids)
Biological process (GO): sister chromatid cohesion
Cellular component (GO): cohesin complex; chromatin; nucleus
Molecular function (GO): chromatin binding
Source: RefSeq, a predicted model, not a curated record